Messenger RNA from Lathyrus oleraceus (garden pea), 1190 nucleotides. RefSeq names its product NAC domain-containing protein 90. The transcript has 4 exons. The record is from RefSeq and is a predicted model, not a curated record. Gene Ontology annotation, molecular function: DNA binding. NCBI's taxonomy places the organism in Eukaryota, Viridiplantae, Streptophyta, Magnoliopsida, Fabales, Fabaceae. The coding region runs from base 176 to 1018 and encodes 280 amino acids. Gene Ontology annotation, biological process: regulation of DNA-templated transcription.
CACGCGGUGGGGAAAGAUGUCGGGGAAGACAUGGUACGGACAUAGAACGCGUGGUGUGGAAAUUUCUAAGCAAACCAUAACGGUUCUUCUGUCAUGCAACUUUUUUCUCAUUUCACUCGUAUACCUUUUCUUUUGCAUCUUUGCCUAAUUUUCUCACUAAUUCUAAUUGAUUAAUAUGAUACUACUCUUGACUCUUGACUCUCUUGACUUGUCUUUGUAUAUAUAUAUUCAAAGUAAAUGCAUGAGAAUUACACAUUACAAAAAUAAGAUGGAAAAUAUGCCACCAGGUUAUCGUUUCUACCCUACAGAAGAAGAGUUGAUUACUUUCUAUCUUCAUAACAUGCUUGAAGGAGAGAAACAAUACAUCAUUCGAACUGUUAUACCAGUCGUUAAUAUAUACGACUAUAAUCCAUCGCAACUCCCACAAAUUUCUGGAGAGGCUAGUAUGAAAGACAAGGAGCAAUGGUUCUUUUUCAUUCCGAGGCAAGAGAGUGAAGUUAGAGGAGGAAGACCUAAGCGUCUUACAACAACUGGUUACUGGAAAGCCACUGGUUCUCCUAAUCAUGUUUAUUCUUCUGAUAAUCACGUAAUCGGUAUGAAAAGGACUAUGGUUUUUUAUCAUGGAAGAGCUCCGAAAGGAAAGAAGACUGAUUGGAAAAUGAAUGAGUAUAAGGCCAUUCAAGAUGAAUCAGGCCCUAAGUUAAGGCAAGAACUUAGUUUAAGUCGAGUGUACAAGAAAUCAAAGUGUUUAAGGGCAUUUGAUAGACGACCACCACCAAGAAGGGUUACACCAUGCGUUCAAAAUGUUCAAGAGCACAAGAUGAAUUCAACAUGCGAUCAUGAUGUUCAGGUAUUAUUGGACAUAAGUCCAACUAGCUCACCAGAAUGCUCUUGUUCUGUAGAUCAUGGCCAACCCUCACAUGAGGUUGGAGAAGGUAGCCAAAUGGAUACUAAUGUUGACUAUGAGCCUUUGUUUGAUUGGGAACAAGUGGAUUGGUUCUUGGGAUCAGAGCCAUGAUAUAGAAAAAAUUUAGUUAUAUAUGUUUACUUUUACAUAUAAAUUGGCGACAUUAAUGAUUAUGUAGGCGAUUGCAUCUCAUGUAACUCUUAUAAAUAAACGGAUAUUUUUAAAUUUAUUGAAUAUUGAUAUACUGUGAUAGACAAAAAUUGAUGAAGACAAGUGCAACAGG